AGCAGAAGAGCGCCGGCAGCUGACGCCAGUGGCAGCACCAGCGCAUCCACCUGCCGCUUCUGCCAGCCGCCACAGACCGCCGCUGCGCCAGAUCUGUACGACUGGUGAAAUUCGUUGUGCGACUGGAGCUGCUGCUAAAGAGGAGAGUGCUUUCUACACACAGGUACAAUGGCACCUGCCUAUAAACUUAUUUACUUCAAUGCCCGAGGGAAAGCAGAACACAUACGCUUCAUUUUCGCAUAUGCUGGAGUGGACUAUGUGGAUGAACGAAUUCCCAAAGAAAAAUGGUCACAUUACAAAUCAAGGAUGCCAUACGGAAUGGUACCAGUAUUGGAAAUAAAUGGAAAACAAGUAGCCCAGUCAAAUGCCAUAGCACGUUAUCUUGCCAGGCAAUAUGGGCUAGCUGGUAAAGAUGAGUGGGAAAGCUUACAAUGUGAUGUACUUGUUGAUACUCUCUCUGACUUAAAGCAAGCACUUUUCCAGUACAGAAUGGAGCCUGAUCCUCUGCGGAAAGAUGAAAGGAAGCAGACACUCCUCAAGGAAACAAUACCAUUUUUUCUUGAUAAAUUUGAAAAAGUACUAGAGGAGAAUGGUGGAUUUUCAGUGGGAGGAGCUCUUACCUGGACGGACUUCGUUUUUGCAGUGUCUCUAGAAAAUUUUGAACUCAUUUUUGGUAAAGAGUCCCUUGAUCAUUAUCCAAAACUCAAAGCUCUUAAGGAUAAGGUUUUCAGUUUGCCAAGAAUUCAAGAAUGGAUAAAGAAAAGACCUGUAACUGAAUUCUAAGAUUUACCGCUGUUAUGGAAUGUGUAUUUUAAGUCACACUAUGCUUUCAGAAAAACUGAUACAACAUAUGAAGGAACUAUACCUUCACUUCAAGAUAAAAAUAAAUUAUAACUGUAUUACUUCUUGCAGGAGACAAAUACAAUGAAGUUCAGUAAUCAUAUAUCACUUAUGUGGAUGCAUCACAAAUCUAUGCAUUGCAGUGAAAAUUUUUUUUAAUUAGUCGGACAUUUUUUGUUAAAAUGACAGACAGCAUUACAUACUCUGAAUCACAUUUUGUUCACAGUGUAAAGCAAAGAUCAAAUGGACAGAGAAUAAGAUAGCAGAAACUUUUUUUUCUGUUUAUAUCAAAUGGUCCUUCAACAUUGUCCAUUUCUGAAGGUUUUUUUCAACAGCUGAUUGUGAGAAACAAUGACUUUUGUCUCUGUUAGAGAAGAAAUAUUGAUGGUUAGCUGGCCAUCUAAUGUCUAUAUUACAAUGUAAAUUUAUUUUUUACAAAAUACAUUGAUUGUGUAACUACAGAAUUUUUUUUUUUUAAUCUCACAGACAACAUAUAAAUUUUGAGCUUCUUUUCUGUAGAAAUGAUGCUGUGGAGAUAAAGUUACUUAUUUUCUGUUUCCUAUUUAUAGCCUUCUUAAGAUCAAUUUCUAUACAUGAUCAAUUCCUAUGUACAAUGCACUUGUGAAGCUAUCAGCAGUUUCCAUUAACAGGCAAAAAUGUCCUAACGGGGAAAAUAAGAAUUUUGUGUUUCUCUGGAACACAUCUGAUAAAAUUAUUUAUGACAAAGUAAACCUGACCCUAAACUGUAGUUCAAUUUAUUGUACUAGAAAAUAGUUUAUUCAAGCAUCACUAGACUAAAGCACUGCUGUUUGUGAAAGUAAUAAGCUGAAAUGGCCCACACAUGCUGAUAAAUUUACUAUGCAGUUUGCUUGGAGUGAGAGUACAGUUAAAUCUAUUUUUUGGUUCAUACAAAGUAUUUCAAAUGCAAAGGACAGUGGUCCCUAAAGUGAACAUUUGCAGCAAUACAAACCUCUCCACAUAAUAUCAGUUAUUGCAACAAGUUUUGUACAUUCUCCUGGGAAAGAGAUUGAGAAGUAUCAGAGCAAGUUAAAAAUACUGUUGUUGUGGUGGCAGAAAUAAGGAACUAAGCUUAAAGUAUGUAGGAUUAGCUUAUAUUAAGCAAAUGCAGGGAAAGAAACCAGGUGUGGAGCCAAGGAUCCAUAAAACAAUGUAUAUUUUUACAUACUCAGUUUCCAAAUUUUUCAGAUAACUUUCAGAGUCAGUUAGUGUAAAAUUUAAAGGUCUCAGAAAUUUUAGAAAAUUACAUGUCUAACACACAGUACUUUUCAAUUGCUUGGCCAAGGGAUGGACUUGUCACCUGACUGCAAAGCAAUGAUGCCCAUUCUCAGGCUGAGUCUACCGGAUGCCAACACGAAAUCUGACAGGGUUCAUGACAACCAUAGGAAGAAUUGUCAAACCACAGAACACUGAGUACGGCAUGACAGAAGAGACAGAUCCUUGGUUAAGAAUUAGGUUACAGAAAGAUUGAUUGUUCUUUAACAUAGACAUAAAUGACCAAAAAGAAAAAGCAUGCACACCAUUAAGCCAUUGUUUGCAGAUCUCAGUUGACAAUGACAGUGCUAAAUGACCUUAUACUAAUGAGUGCACAAUUUACUUUUAUAUAGUGUAGAUUAUGACAUCCUCAAAACUGUGGGAGCUUGUCACUAUAAUGUUUCUUAACUCAUUUGCAUGCUACAUGUGCUUCCCAAAUUUAUUGGACAUUAUGCUAAAGCAUUGUACUAAGCAGUACUGUAAACAAAUUAUUAGUAUUUUAUUGUAUUAAAACAUUAUCUAUUUUAUUGUUGUUUUUAUUGAAACUUUAGGCACUUUCACAUAUUAAAACUAUCAGCGAUGGCAAAUUCUAUUUCUGGAGAGGUGGGGAGGUAGUUACUGAGAAUCUACAUACUUCGGCGUCACAAACAAAUUGUGACACACAUGCCCUUCCUCCCAAGAACCAAAAAUUGGAUCCUCGCCUCAUGGAAACUGGGGACUUAGUCAAAGAAAUCAUUCUCUCAUUUUAUUGAACCUGUUUAGCAGAAACAAGCAAAUUCUCUCCAAUUGUGGGUGAACACACUGUAACAAGGAACAAAAUAAUAGACACAGUUGAACACUGUGCCAAUACUCUCUUCAGUGAUAUAAUUUGGAGAUCCGGUUCAAAGUAGUCACUGCAUACUACUUCCUGCCAUUAAUUUAAAGCAUCAUCAACCCCAAUACUAGUUUGGAAACUGCUGUGCUGUAUUAGGCACCAUCAUAUACCCUUGCCUUCCCCUGAUCUUUGAAGUGACUCACCCACCCAGCUACAGAGCAACCUAAUACUUAAUGUGUACUCUAGACCACAGUGCAACUUUGCAUUUCUCACAUUCUAUACAGAUCAUUGCCAGAGGUGAAAGACACAAGUGACAAAACACCCUAGGACUGAGUAGCAAUAUAAGAAAAUAUUGUACUGCUAUCCAUCGCAGGGAUCUGAAAAUACCACCAAAUUGUGUUACAUGUCAUCAGCUAAGUAUCUGCUGUGAGAUGUAUAUUCAUUACUACCCCACCCCACCCACUCAACCUUCCUGUCACCCUACAAAGCUCCAGCACCUGCAGUCUCCUCAGCAAAAUAAAAAGUGGCUCUGUAAUGUCAUUUGAGCCUCAGCACUGCAAAUACAAUAAUUUAGAGACCUUAGAAUUCCACAUAUACUGUAGAGUAUAAAAUCAGAGUUCCAUUCUGGGCCAAUAACUCAAAUUUCACAAACAGCAGUGUACUUGAAGAGCACGUAUUUCUGAUAAACUAAAUGUUUAGUGCCUAUUUUUGUAUGUAAAAAUACCAGAAUGUAGAGAAACCUGUUUAUAAAAAAAUGUGUCACACAAGCUAUCUAAAAUGUACAAAAUGACUGUCACAUGCAAUGAAGAAACACAAAAAUAUA
Molecule: messenger RNA, 3749 nt
Organism: Schistocerca serialis cubense
Lineage: Eukaryota; Metazoa; Arthropoda; Insecta; Orthoptera; Acrididae
Product: glutathione S-transferase-like
Exons: 6
Coding region: 169-783 (204 amino acids)
Biological process (GO): glutathione metabolic process
Molecular function (GO): glutathione transferase activity
Source: RefSeq, a predicted model, not a curated record